AUGGCGGACAGCACCACUCUCGAACUCCCCAACAACUGGAAGUACAAGCGAUUUACCAUCUUGGGCUACAAGCUUCCGUGGUUUGCAUCGCCGCCGGUGCAGCUCAUCAUUGUGUCUUUUGUCUGCUUCAUGUGCCCGGGCAUGUUCAACGCGCUCAACGGCAUGGGCGGGGGCGGUCAGCUCGAUCCAACUGCGAACAACAAGGCCAACACAGCUUUGUAUUCAACCUUUGCCGUCGUUGGCUUUUUCGCAGGCACCUUCACUAACAAGCUGGGCAUCCGCACUGCUCUGUCAUUCGGAGGCAUUGGCUAUUCUGUCUAUGUGGCAUCCUAUCUUUCGUACAACCAUACAAAGAACCUAGGCUUCACCACAUUUGCGGGUGCGUUGCUCGGUGUGUGUGCUGGUCUGCUAUGGUGUGCGCAGGGCGCUAUCAUGAUGUCCUACCCGCCCGAGGCCUCCAAGGGUCGUUACAUCUCCUGGUUCUGGAUGAUUUUCAAUUUGGGCGCCGUUAUUGGUAGUCUGAUUCCCCUGGGUCAGAACAUGAAUACCAAAGUCGCGUCGUCUGUCAAUGACGGCACGUAUAUUGGUUUCCUGAUCUUGACCAUCCUUGGUGCUGCCCUGGCCUGGACCCUAGUCGAUGCCAGGGAUGUUAUCCGAGCGGACGGAUCCAAGGUCAUCGUUAUGAAGCACCCCUCGUGGAAGUCUGAGAUUGUAGGGUUGUGGCAAACAUUCUUCACCGACGCUUACAUCAUCCUCUUGUUCCCAAUGUUCCUUGCCUCCAACUGGUUUUACGCGUACCACUUCACCGAGAUCAACAACGCCUACUUCAACACACGGACACGCGCGCUGAACGGAGUUGUCUACUACAUCAUGCAAAUCAUCGGUGCCUACGUCUUCGGUUUCGCGCUCGACUUCAAGGGUGUACGCCGAACGACCCGUGCCAAAGCUGCGUGGGCAUCGCUUUUUACCCUCAUCAUGAUCAUCUGGGGCUUUGGGUACAUGUUCCAGAAGACAUAUGAUCGCAAGUGGGCCGAGGACGCCAAGGCCAACGAUACACAACACGAUUGGACAGACGCGGGCUAUGCUGGACCUUUUGUGCUUUACAUGUUCUAUGGCUUCUCCGAUGCCGCAUGGCAAACAUGCGUCUACUGGUUCAUGGGUGCUUUGACCAACAACGGUCGUAAGCUCGCCAAUUUUGCAGGAUUCUACAAGGGUAUCCAGUCCGCUGGUGGUGCCAUCACCUGGCGCCUGGACGACAUGAAAAUACCCUUCAUGUCAAUGUUUGCCUCGAAUUGGGGCCUUCUAGCUGGCAGUCUCCUCAUCGCACUUCCUGUUAUCCUUUGGAAGGUAGAAGACACUGUUUCUUUGGAGAAAGAUGUGGAGUUCACAGACGAUACCGUCGCGGAAGUCGCUCCAAAGCAUGUGACUACAGCGCCGGGCGAACAUAUCAAGGUCUGA
Molecule: messenger RNA, 1458 nt
Organism: Parastagonospora nodorum SN15
Lineage: Eukaryota; Fungi; Ascomycota; Dothideomycetes; Pleosporales; Phaeosphaeriaceae
Exons: 2
Coding region: 1-1458 (485 amino acids)
Biological process (GO): transmembrane transport
Molecular function (GO): transmembrane transporter activity
Source: RefSeq, a predicted model, not a curated record